AUGGGCAUCAAGUCGCGGCAACGUCGGCGCCAGCAAGCCGCGGGCCGCGCCAGCGCCGGCAACGCCGGCGUGCCCCGCGGCUUCAACCCUCGAACCGGCGAGUUCGACGGCACCGGCAUGAGCCAGGACGAGAUCUUGGCGCUGUACGAGGAGCUCGCCGCGGAGGAGCGGCGACGGCAGAGGGGCGGCAGGGUUCGGUACUCCGAGGGUAACGCGGUGAUGAAGCUAUGGAACGGGGUGUACCGCCUCGUCGCCGUCGUCGCCGUCGUCCUCAUCGCGUCGUUCACGCAGCUGUUUCCCACCGCGGAGGCGUACGACAGGAGGCGGGGCCAGGAUCCCAACGCGAGGUUCGGCGACGACGCGGGCGACGAGGGAGCCGAGAACGUCGGGGGGGCCGGGGGUUCGGGACCCGAGAAAACCCCGCGGGACGAGCCGGCCAAGCCCACGGACCCGUUCGAGACCCUGGGCCUGGACAAAUCCACCGCCACGGCGGACGACGUCGCCAAGGCGUUCAAACGGAUGGCCAUCAAGUGGCACCCCGACAAGAACCUCGACCGCGAGGAGGAGGCCAAGCACAUGAUGCAGACGAUCAACGCCGCGAGGGCGCGGUGCGUGCAGAUCCUGGAGGGCGGUAAGGACCCGGAGGAGCGCGACGACGCCGAGUUCGAUCCCACCAAACCCCGACCGGAAGGGGACGACGACGACGCAUCAGAUGCGUCAGACGACGACGUGGGCGGAGCGGACUGCGAGGCCAAGGCGCGCCGCCGAGCGGAACGCGCGCACCGCCGGAUGUACGAGGAGAUGCAGCGCGACUACGAACGGAGGAGACGACAGGAGCGUCAGAGGGUGCGUUUAGAGGCGAGGCAGCCCGGCGCCAGGUUCAAGAGGCAGAGGGACGCGCACGCGGCGAGGGCGAGAAGAAGCGAGUCGUCAGAGAAGGACACGAAAAGAAGCGAGGACGCAGACGGCGCCGACGCCGAGGCGGGGUCGGAGCCCAACGACUCGAACCCAGCCGAUACCUCCGGCGGCUCCGCGAACAGGAGCGGAAAGGGUUCGAGCACGAACAGGAAGAAGAACCGCGCGCGAAAGGACAAGUCGCGGUUCGCGGAGAGGGGCGAAACGGACGAGGAGGACGAUCGGAGGACGGGGAGGAAAAGACUCGGGGGCGUCGAGAGCUGCGCGGAGCGCAUGGACGCGUGCGUGCACGAGAUCGCGCUCGCCGUCCGCGCCCACGCGCCCACCCUCCUCGCCGAGCUCCUGAUGUUCGAGUGCCCGCCCCUCGCGCCGGUGGAUCCCGACGGCAACACGCCGCUGCACUACGUGGCCAGGUACGACCCGGGCUUGGUGGAGGCUUUUCUCCAGGUUGUCGGCGAGGGGUGGCGAGCGGCGGCGACGGCCAAGAACAAUCACGGUCAGACGCCGGUGGACAUGCUGUCGCCGGAGGUUGAGGACCUCGACGAGAAGACCGCGGCUCAGGCGGAUAGGGUCGAUUCGGUCAAGGGGACGUCGCCGGCGGCGGUGGAGGAGCGGGAGAGGCUCGAGAAGCAGGCGAGGGAGCGAGCCGAGGCGAGCCGGCUGGGCGCCGAACGAAUUCGCAAAAUCACCGGAUACGCCCAGAGGGAGGAGGAGAAGAGGCGGGUGCUGACGCGGCGGACGUUCGACGCGAGGGGCGCCGCGCGGGUCUCCGUCGCCGCGACGGCGUCGUGCGCGACCGCGUACUUCGUCGUGUGGACGGGCGUGUGGGGCGCGUGGGUGUGGGCGGCGGGGGUAUUCUUCGCCACGGCGGUGUUCGCGCUCGACCGGCUGGUGCCCCGCGAGCAGGUGGCGGAGUUCGCGGGGAACGGGGACGGGGAGGGCGACGGGGCCGCCACUUGA
Messenger RNA from Micromonas commoda, 1875 nucleotides. RefSeq lists its product with no specific name. The transcript has a single exon. Lineage: Eukaryota; Viridiplantae; Chlorophyta; Mamiellophyceae; Mamiellales; Mamiellaceae. Bases 1 to 1875 code for a protein of 624 amino acids. The record is from RefSeq and is a predicted model, not a curated record.